This is a messenger RNA of Oncorhynchus gorbuscha (pink salmon), 586 nucleotides long. Its product is annotated as 40S ribosomal protein S13. Gene Ontology annotation, cellular component: ribosome; nucleolus; cytosolic small ribosomal subunit. The transcript has 6 exons. The coding region runs from base 88 to 543 and encodes 151 amino acids. Gene Ontology annotation, biological process: translation. The record is from RefSeq and is a predicted model, not a curated record. Gene Ontology annotation, molecular function: small ribosomal subunit rRNA binding; structural constituent of ribosome. NCBI's taxonomy places the organism in Eukaryota, Metazoa, Chordata, Actinopteri, Salmoniformes, Salmonidae.
ACUCCCUUGGUUCCCAACGUUCACCAAAAGAGCUGUUCGUUCACGAACGACCAGCCAUCCAAGGCUCUCUCUUUCUCUACUGCUAUUAUGGGUCGCAUGCACGCUCCCGGAAAGGGCUUGUCCCAGUCGGCGCUGCCUUACAGGCGAAGUGUCCCCACUUGGCUGAAGCUGACAUCUGAUGAUGUCAAGGAACAGAUCUUCAAGCUGGCCAAGAAGGGAUUGACCCCAUCUCAGAUUGGUGUCAUUCUGAGGGACUCCCACGGUGUGGCCCAGGUGCGGUUUGUCACCGGGAACAAGAUUCUGAGGAUCCUCAAGACCAAGGGCCUGGCCCCAGAUCUUCCCGAGGACCUGUACCACCUCAUCAAGAAGGCUGUGGCUGUCAGGAAGCAUCUGGAGAGGAACAGAAAGGACAAAGAUGCCAAGUUCCGCCUGAUUCUCACCGAGAGCAGGAUCCACAGACUGGCCCGUUACUACAAGACCAAGAGAGUACUUGCUCCCAACUGGAAGUACGAGUCCUCGACAGCUUCUGCUUUGGUGGCAUAAUCAUCAUCAAGUUUUGGAUAAAUAAAUAAUUGGGAUUCAAAUA